Molecule: messenger RNA, 855 nt
Organism: Labeo rohita (rohu)
Lineage: Eukaryota; Metazoa; Chordata; Actinopteri; Cypriniformes; Cyprinidae
Product: fucolectin-like
Exons: 6
Coding region: 190-726 (178 amino acids)
Source: RefSeq, a predicted model, not a curated record
UAAGCGUGAAGGACAUCUGAUACCCUAACAAAGGGCGCUAAGUUUGAAGUACAUAACUUGUGGCUUAGCUGAUUUUGUUGUUACGAUUGUCUCCCGUGAGACUAUACUUAUAACUGAGCCUCAAACAAGAACAACCACAAGGGAAUCUUUUACAUCAUUCCUGAAGGACUGCAACCUGCGGACGGAACAAUGGAAAUGCAUGUGUUUUUCCUGCUUUGUAUUUCUAUGAUGCCUUGGUUUACAGUCACAACUGCAGCUACAGCCAGAAAUAUUGCUUUAUAUGGCAAGGCCACACAAUCAGACCUGGUCGGGGAUCCUUGGUCAGGAGAAGGCCAUGCCAGCAAUGCUAUUGAUGGAAAUCUUGACUCACAUUUUCAUCAUGGAUCCUGUACUCAUACUGAAUCGCAAAAUGACCCAUGGUGGAGAUUGGAUUUACUAGAGGAGUACGUAGUGACCUCCGUAACUAUCACCAACCGAAAAGACUGCUGUCCUGAAAGACUUGAUGGAGCCGAGAUACACAUUGGAAACUCUCUGCUGAACAACGGCAACAGCAACCCAUUGGCUGGAAAGAUUUCAUCCGUUCCAGCUGGGGGAUCCGUCACUUUUGAUUUGAAGAAAGGCAUUCCAGGCCGUUACGUCAAUGUGGUCAUACCUGGAUCUAAUCGAGUUCUUACCCUUUGUGAGGUCGAGGUUUACGGUUAUCCAGCUUUUUAUGGUGUGCUGUGAUCUCUUCCAUUCCUGCUGGUCUUUCCGCCACCUUUGAAUGUGAUGGGAUGGAAGGACGUUACAAUAAUGUUGUUAUUCCAGGACGGGAAGAAUAUCUUACACUGUGUGAGGUUAAAGUUUUUGGAUCAC